ACGCAUGCGCUCUGAUGAACCCGGAACUGGACUCAGCGGGGCCGAGGACUGGACUGUUUUUAUCAGAGAAACUACUGAUAAAUGAAGAUGCAGCUACACUUCAUCAAAGAUGUUUUGCCGGAUUCGGUCAGCGCCGACUUUCACAAUCUGAACAAAUUCAACGAGCAGCAAUUUCUUCGUCUGAUUGAAAUUCUGUUCCAGUUCCUCCUGGAGCCUAAAGAGACGGAGCGGUUCAUGCAGCAGCUCGCUGAGUUUGCAGGGGAACACGGGAUGAGUGCCGGGCCUCUGAGAAACUUGAUAAAGAGCGUCCUCCUGGUACCGCAAGGAGCCCUGAAGAAAAACCUGUCAGCCGAGCAGAUCAAAGAAGACCUGCUGACGUUAGGACUGAGCGAGGACAAGGCGACUCACUUUUCACAGCAGUGGCGGGAGCACCAUGCAGCUCUGUCCAGACGUGCCCUUGGACAAACUCUGAUGGUCAACCAGCUUCUUGACAUGGAGUGGAAGUUUGGAGUGACUGUUGGCACCAGUGAACUUCAGAAAGUCAGCAACAUCUUCCUGCAGCUGAAACUGGUGGUCAGGAAGGGCAAUUCAACUGAAGACGUCUACAUGGAACUGACGCUGCCUCAGUUUUACAACUUCCUACAUGAGAUGGAGAGAGCCAAGGCCAGCAUGGAGUGUUUCAGCUGAGUUUGUGUGUAUGUGUGUGUGUGUGUGUGUGUGUGUGUGUGUGUGUGUGUGUGUGUGUGUGUGUGUGUGUGUGUGUGCGUGCGUGCGUGCGCGUGUGCGUGUGCGUGCGUGUGUGUGCUCCUGUGAUGCUCUAGCUGCUGAGGAGUGUGUUAAAUCUAAUUAAUUAAUUUCCUGACUGAAGCUAAACACAAAAACAGAUGUUAUUAUUUACCGCAAAACUUUUAUAUUCUUAAAUAUGCCAAUAAACACAAACAAAAAGA
Messenger RNA from Mugil cephalus (flathead mullet), 947 nucleotides. RefSeq names its product COMM domain containing 7 (gene commd7). The record is from RefSeq and is a predicted model, not a curated record. Bases 82 to 687 code for a protein of 201 amino acids. Gene Ontology annotation, biological process: tumor necrosis factor-mediated signaling pathway; negative regulation of DNA-templated transcription. The transcript has 9 exons. Gene Ontology annotation, molecular function: NF-kappaB binding. Lineage: Eukaryota; Metazoa; Chordata; Actinopteri; Mugiliformes; Mugilidae.